Habropoda laboriosa is the source of this 684-nucleotide messenger RNA. RefSeq lists its product as uncharacterized. The transcript has 3 exons. Lineage: Eukaryota; Metazoa; Arthropoda; Insecta; Hymenoptera; Apidae. The coding region runs from base 107 to 682 and encodes 191 amino acids. The record is from RefSeq and is a predicted model, not a curated record.
GGCAAAUAUGCUGAAGUAAUGAUAUCUGUAUCUUUAGUAACUUACUAAUGAAAAAGUACUUGAUGGUUUUUACAUAAGAAAGUUCGUAUAAAAUACCAAACAUAAAAUGAAGUGGGUAGUUCUUGGCAUCACACUAAUAACAUGGAGUUGCAUAUUCUGUCAAGAUAUUGUGUUUCCAAAGGAUGACAAGUUACCCUAUCUUGGUGGUGACAGCAGCAACACACCGAUGACAGAGCGUGAUCCAAUUGUGGCACCAAAUGAAUGUCCUGAAAACAUGCUGCUUUACCCUGGAUCAGGAAGUAAGAGUACGUGGAUAUGUGAUUGUAGACCAAAAUUUUUAUAUUUUCCUUUGAAUGAUUCUUGCUAUGAAGCAUAUAAACAAGGACCUUGUAAACCACAACAUUAUGUGGUACUUCCUAAGAAUGAAGUUGUACCAAAAUGUGAAAAAAAUCCAUGCUUGGUAGAUGGUGUAGUACAAUAUAACAAUACAUGUUAUUCUCUCAGAACUGUAGGAGGUCCUUGUGCUCCUAAGGGUAUAAUAGAAGUAAAUGAAACUACCUUUGAACUAGAAUGUGUACCAUCAGAUAUUGAACCAUUUAUAAUAAUACAAGCACCCAAGAGGCAAUGUCCUGUAGGAAGCCGUAGAAAUUCUGUAGGAAUCUGCAGAGAAGUAAUACACUGAUU